Molecule: messenger RNA, 957 nt
Organism: Periconia digitata
Lineage: Eukaryota; Fungi; Ascomycota; Dothideomycetes; Pleosporales; Periconiaceae
Source: the annotation of a GenBank genome assembly
AUGUCCAACGCGCCCCCACCCCACCGCCUCAAAACCACAAUCGCCAUCAUCGGCGCGGGAGACGUCGGAUCGACAAUAGCAUACACACUGAUCCUCUCGAGCGUCUGCAGCGAAGUCAUCAUGGUGGAUCCCAAGACAGAGGUGUUGGAGGGCCAGGUUCGGGAUCUGGGCGAUGCGACGUAUGGGGGUAGAUCGGGGACGAAGGUUCGGGUGGGGACGAGCAAGGAGGCCGGGCAGGCGGAUGUUGUUGUUGUUACUGCUGGGGCUAAGCAGAGGGAUGGCGAAUCCCGCAUCGACCUCCUCGGCCGCAAUCUCAAGAUCCUGAAGUCAAUCUUCGAGCCCAUGCAGCCCAUUGCCCGGACCACCGUCGUUCUCAUGGUCGCAAACCCCGUCGACAUACUGUCCUACUUCGCCCGCAAACUCUCCGGCUUGCCGGAGAACCAGGUCCUUGGUACGGGAACGAGUUUGGAUUCCGCUAGGUUGAGGGGAGAGUUGGCGAGACGAGCCGAGGUUGCGGCGAGUAGUAUCGAUGCGUAUGUGUUGGGAGAGCAUGGGGAGGGUCAGUUUAUCGCCUGGUCCAGCGCCUCCAUCGGCACCGCACCUCUCCACCACGCCCUCCCAAAGGACUCUCUAACCGACUCCUCAAAACGCGAAAUAGCCUCUCAUACGCGCGGCGCCGCCGGCGCGAUCAUCAAAGCCAAAGGCUGCACCAACUACGGAAUCGGCAGCGUCGCAGCCUCCCUCUGCAAAUACAUCCUCUUUGACUCGCACACCGUCCGCCCACUCUCCUUCUACCAGCCCGAUCUGGACUGCUGUCUGUCUAUGCCUGCGGUCAUUGGACGGAAGGGGAUUGUGCGGCCGAUUCAUGUGGAGCUUGAUGAAGGGGAAAAGGAGGCGUUGGAGAGCUGUGCGAAGGAUCUUAGGGGCAUUAUCGAGAAGGCUGAGAAGGAGCUUUGA